This is a messenger RNA of Nomia melanderi (Alkali bee), 2621 nucleotides long. It is a transcript of the gene Nup50, whose product is annotated as nuclear pore complex protein Nup50. Lineage: Eukaryota; Metazoa; Arthropoda; Insecta; Hymenoptera; Halictidae. Gene Ontology annotation, cellular component: nuclear pore. Gene Ontology annotation, biological process: protein import into nucleus. The record is from RefSeq and is a predicted model, not a curated record.
UACUUUUUCGUUGACUGAUAAACGUAUAACGAUGUUUUUAACAUACAUCAUUUCAUAACUAUGGAACUGACGAAAUUAAGGAUUUAAGUUUAUAAUAUUCAACAUAUUGACUUGAAUUAGUACUUAUUUCGAUAUAUGUGUAUAGAAAAAUAAGUUCAAACUUGAUAAUUGCUCAAAGUCAAAGUGUUGCAUUCAGAGUAAUUAUUCACUACAUUAUAACAAUUAUUCUUUAUAAAAUUAUUUUAAUAAAGACCUUAUUACCUUAUUGCUGCACGUGGAUUGGGAAAUACGUAUAUAUCACAUUGCGUGAAACAGAACUAAAAUUAUUAUAAUUUUGUCGUUUAACCUUUCAAGAUUAAGUUUGUCGUUGGAUAGAUAGUAGAUACAUUUUAAACGUGCGCAUGUGCGAACCUUGAAAAAGUGUGCUUGUUCAAGUCUGUCGAAGUUUUUAUGUCCGUUAAUUGUAUAUUAUAAAUGCAUUAAACGUAUUUUACUUAAGAGAUUACUAUCAUUAAUUUCAUGAGCAUUAAAAAUGGCAGCUAAAAGAUCUGCAACUACAGAAUUAAAUCAUGAUAAUUGGAAUGAAGAGCAUGAACCUGAAGAGGCUGGAACAUUUAUUAGAGCGUCCGAUGAUAUUCUUGAGAAAAGAGUUGUUAAAAGAGCCAAGCGUCGAUUGCAAUCAACAGAAAAUAAUACCAAAAGUGCAUUCGGUGCAUUCACAGGUUUUAAAACCACUGGACCAUCUACACCACAGAAUGCAUUUAGUUUUUUAGCAGAUAAUAAAGCUUUUGGUACAAGUUUAAAAACAGAUACGAAUAUCAAUAAACCCCCAGCAAGUAAUGGAGCAUCUAAAGGAAAUGAAAAUGGCACAAACAAAAAAGAAACUUCAGUAAUACAAUCAAUAUCUAGCACAACUACAAGUAAAACAAGUGAUCAAGCAGAUCAAGGCACGAGUAAGAAAUCUUCUGAAUAUUUUGCUAAGUUAAAAGGUUUAAAUGAAAGCGUAACACAAUGGAUUAAAAGUCAUGUAGAUGCAAAUCCUUUUUGUAUUUUAACACCUAUUUUUAAAGAUUAUGAAAAAUAUCUUAAAGAAAUUGAAACAAAACAUGGAAAUGAAUCGGAUAAAACUACACGUACAUCAGAACAAAGUCAAUUUGAACCUACUAAAGUGACUGAUAAUAAGGAAACUGCAAAUUCAGAGAAAAAGGUUGACAGUUCUCCAUUUGGAGGAACAAGUACAAAAUCUUUAAUAUCAUCAGAAUGGAAGCCUGAAAAAUCAAUUUUUGGCAGUAUUAAUACUGAUUCAAAAUCUAUAUUUGGUACGUCAGACCAUGCUACAGAUAGUGGUAAGUCAGUCUUUGGUAAUUCAGAACAAUCUUCAGACUCACAUAAAUCUAUCUUUGGCAAUGUUGACAAACUUGGAACAAAAAGUGUAUUUGGAAAUGUUAGUUCUGAGAAGAAUCCAUUUCUCAGCAAACCAUCUACAGAUAGUAAAUCACAAGAACAAGAGUCAAAAUCAGAGUUAAAAUCUACUAGUAGUUCUUUUGGUACAACAAAUGCAUUUUGUUUUGGUCAAAGUUCUACUACUAGUUCUACAACUGGCUUUAGUUUCGGAGGUGCUAAGCCAUUUACCUUUGGUGCUCAAGUUGUAAAGCUACCAGAGUCUGAAGAUAAAGCAGAAAAUGAAGGUAAAGAUGACGAAGAUGAGGAACCCCCAAAAGUAGAGAUUAAACCAGUAACAGAAGAAGGUGCCAUAUAUGAACAGAGAUGUAAAGUUUUUAUAAAGAAAGAUGGUAACUUUACCAGUAGGGGUGUAGGAGUACUGUUUUUGAAGCCAACACCAAACGACAAAACACAGUUGAUAGUGCGUGCGGAAACUUCUUUAGGAAGUUUAUUGCUCAAUACUUUAUUAACUGAAAGUAUUCCAACAAAACGUAUGAAUAAAAAUUCAAUAAUGCUGGUUUGUUUGCCAAAACCUGAAAUGUCACCACCACCAGUUCCAGUCUUGUUAAGAGUGAAAACAGACGAAGAAGCAGACUCAUUAAUGGAUGCACUUAAUAAGCAUAAAAAAUAGGAUGUGUUAUAGGUAAUAUUUGAAUAUGCGAAAACACAUGCAUUGGCUCUACAAUGCAAUUAAAUAAAGUACUAUGAUGAAAGAAACUUACUAAAUUCACGUGGGAUGGUGACUGAAAAAUGUUUACAAGUAGAACAUGAUUUUGUUAUUGAAAAUAAGUUUCUUGAGUAUUGUAAUAUUUUUACUUUUAAUGUUUAUUAUAAAGUAUGUAAAAUAGAAUUAGAAGAGUUGAAUAUUUUUUAUUCUCCAUUGCACGAAACAUACGUUAAGACAUCAUUGCUAUAGGUAAUGUUAAUAUAAGGAUGUGUAAUUAUAAAAUAAACGUGAAUCAGAUUUAGAAUAAUUAAAAUACAUACACAUUACUUUCCAAAAUCGUCGUAAGUACAUGCGAUAUUAUAAGUACAGACGACAGUAUGUAUAAAUUGUAUAUAUUAAUUUAAACUUAUUUUCAUUACUAUAGUUUAAGUAUACAAAUAGCAUAUAGUUAACUUUUGGAAUGAAGAAAUACGUGUUUAUAAUUCAUGUUUUCGUUUUUCAGUAACUUGUU